GGGUUUGAAAAUUUAAUGAGAGAUCCGCGUCAAAAUAAUUCAUUUUCUUGGUUGCUUUCGAUCCGAUCCUACCCCCCGAUCUCACCACAUUCCAAAAUGUCUCUUGACGAGCAAUUCCAAAAAGUCGCUGCAUCAGUAAGGAACUGGAAGACCAGGCCAAGCGACAACGAGAACCUCGCUCUCUACUCUCUUUACAAACAGGCUACAUCCGGCGAUGUUAACAUCGCUGAGCCCAGUGAAAUGAUCGCCAAGGCUAAGUUCAAGGCAUGGACUGGUCGCAAGGGCAUCUCACAAGACGAUGCUAAGAAGCAAUACAUUGAAAUGGCUGAAAAAUUACAAUCUAAAUACGCUUAAACUUAAACUAAAUUAUCUUGUAAGUUAGUUAGGUUGUGUAACGAAAUGCAUGAAAUUCAAAAUUAGAAAUUCCUUCAACA
This is a messenger RNA of Vanessa atalanta (red admiral), 434 nucleotides long. It is a transcript of the gene ACBP-like, whose product is annotated as acyl-CoA-binding protein-like. The transcript has 4 exons. Gene Ontology annotation, biological process: fatty acid metabolic process. The record is from RefSeq and is a predicted model, not a curated record. The coding region runs from base 16 to 354 and encodes 112 amino acids. Gene Ontology annotation, molecular function: fatty-acyl-CoA binding. NCBI's taxonomy places the organism in Eukaryota, Metazoa, Arthropoda, Insecta, Lepidoptera, Nymphalidae.